CUUCGAUAUUCUAGCCGGCGUCAAGGGCUUGGUCGAACGCACCCCGGUGGAAGGUUCCGACCUCUUCUUCCUUGUGGUUUCGCCCGACCACCACAGCCUUGGCUCUGGUAUUUCACUUUUGCUUUGCUCACAAAGCCGCAACCAACGACGAUGCUCCGUGCCAUCGGCCUCGCGCUAGCGGCCGCGACCGCCACGUAUGCCCGCCACAUUGGCAUAUUCCACGAACACGCCCAUCCGACGGCGGGCGGCAACUCUGGUAUCUUCCACGUCCCUGCGAGCACGGCCGUCACGACGUAUCGCGCCACGUACCUCAAGGCCGUCGCCGACUGCCUCGACCAGACCCAAGACGACAUCAUUGGUUCCUUUCUCAAGGCUGUGCCCACGACCAACGGUCCGUGGAUGCUCGUGACGGACAUGAGCGCUGCCGACGUGGCGUCGGACGAUUGCCCGAGCGUUCCCAAGGCGUACCACCGCUACGUCAAGCAGCUCAACGCAUCGAUCGCUGGGUUCAUGGAGACGCUGCCGCAAAAUGACUACACGACGACGGUCAUGGACGCAGUGUCUUGCGACGUUCACUUGCCGAAUGUGACGACGACCAAAUACGACGAUGCGUGGUGGAACCGACCGGCGACGCAUCUUGGUGGCCGCAUGCGCACGCCGACGAAGGGCUUGAUGCGCGGUGCGAUGCGCAGCAGUGUGCAAGCGACACCCGCGUCGGCCAUGUGCCCGACAGCGGCGUGGACGUUGCAGCGACCCGACGGCAGCUUCCUCAACGUGACGGCGCCGGCCAAGACGGUCACGGUCGCGCUCGAUUUGAACGCAACGAUGUUUGGCAGCUUCAGCGUCGUCUCGAUCGACUCGGCGGCGGACACUUAGCUCGACUGCACUUGUGGUGAGCGCAAGAAGGGAUGCGCGUGUGCGAGCUACGAAGGACUAGGGACCCGUCGUUAGUCGUACUAGCAAACACAAGACUGCGUUCGCGUUCACUCCCAUA
Molecule: messenger RNA, 994 nt
Organism: Saprolegnia diclina VS20
Lineage: Eukaryota; Oomycota; Saprolegniomycetes; Saprolegniales; Saprolegniaceae
Exons: 1
Coding region: 151-876 (241 amino acids)
Source: RefSeq, a predicted model, not a curated record